Camellia sinensis is the source of this 1632-nucleotide messenger RNA. Its product is annotated as 5'-adenylylsulfate reductase-like 4. Lineage: Eukaryota; Viridiplantae; Streptophyta; Magnoliopsida; Ericales; Theaceae. The record is from RefSeq and is a predicted model, not a curated record.
UCGUCAUAUCUAAGGUCCCUCCCAACCCAACCCAACCCAACCCAACCCCUCUUUUCCUUCCCUGAACCCUCCGAAGAACCAGAUAUCUAUAUCUAUAUCUAAAUAAGUUGGAGGGUUUGGAUACCGAUCAUCAAACAAUCAUUACCAACGAUGGUGAUCGUAUCUCUAAUUUGAGUCUCGGCUCUAAAAUGCGCUGGGGUCGCUCUCCACCCAUUCUCUCUCCACCCAAUAAUCCCUACCGUUGAUUUUGGUGGGGUUUGCUUCGUUGGGUCCCGAUUCGGUCUCUCAAGAUCACUCGAUGCCUCAUCAUCAAAUGGCGGUUAGGGUUUGGGGGGUUCUCUCGGUGGUGCUGGUGGUUUUCGGGAGGCUAACGAGGGCCGAACCCGUAAGGGUUCCGUCGUCUUCCGUUUGUCCCGUGAACUCGGUUGCGGACUCGGUAUUUGGAUUUCAAGAUUUGAUCUGUCCGUUAAAUGGGGAUGAAUCUAUUCAUUCUAAUAUUGCUGCUGUUCCUGUUACGGAGGGCGAUGAGGUCUCAUUGCAGAGGGCACUGCAUUUGGUCCACAAGAAUAAUCAUGAUUAUGUUGCUGUGCUCUUCUAUGCUUCUUGGUGUCCUUUCUCUGGAGCUUUUAGACCCACUUUCUCCAUCCUAUCAACCUUGUAUCCCUCCAUCCCUCAUUUUGCAAUUGAAGAAUCAGUCAUCAGGCCAAGUACUCUGUCAAAAUAUGGAGUUCAUGGGUUUCCUAGUCUUUUCCUUCUAAAUUCUACCAUGCGUGUAUGCUAUCAUGGCUCUCGGACCCUUGGUUCUCUUGUUUCUUUCUACGAUGAUGUUACUGGCAUUAAGACUGAGCCAUUGAAUGGAACAUACUUGGAAAGAAUCGGACAGUCAUCUGAUGAUGGAAAAAACAACCACCCCGAGCAGGAAAGUUGCCCAUUCUCAUGGGCUAGAUCUCCAGAGAAUUUGCUUCAGCAGGGGACAUAUUUGGCCUUGGCCACUGCAUUCGUGCUUUUGAGGUUGCUCUAUUUCCUUUUACCAACUCUGUCUGCAUGUACUCGAUUGGUUUGGAGACUGUACAUCCCGAAUAUGAAGUUAAAGAGCUUGUGGGAACAUCCUCCGGCCUAUCUGAAUCAAGCAAUCCAGUUAUUCAAUUCCCUAAAGGAGCCCCGCAAGAGAAGUAAUUUGCAAGAGGGAGCGAUGAAUGCUAAGGCAUGGGCUUCAAAGUCCUUAGCUUCGGUUUCAUUUGGGGAUGCAAACACCAGCAGGGUUGUGCCAGUAAGUUGAUCUCACUUCACUUUUUCCGGCAAAAUUAGGCUUUCAGAUUCUCCUUUGCUGCAGAAUCUUUUCUGUGUCCGUCUGCAACAAAUUCAUGAUUUGAUUUGGUUUUCCAUUUGGGGCUCAAUGUUUCAUGGUAAGGUGGAAAAUUUUACAUUGGUUGGUUGUUGUAGCAACCGCCAUUUCUAUGUAAUUUAGAAUAGAAUUUGUUAUCACCAUCCAAAAAAUAAGAAAUGGCUUUAAUUUUGUGAAUAGCUUGUAAGCUAUAUAGCCUUUACGGGCUGGUUUGGACCCCCUCUUGUCAUUCCAGAUAAGUUUGUCAUUUAUAUAUCUCAUCUUUGUAUGGUAUUAAUAUUUCUUGA